Molecule: messenger RNA, 2014 nt
Organism: Colius striatus (speckled mousebird)
Lineage: Eukaryota; Metazoa; Chordata; Aves; Coliiformes; Coliidae
Gene: SERINC2
Product: serine incorporator 2
Exons: 10
Coding region: 60-1409 (449 amino acids)
Cellular component (GO): membrane
Source: RefSeq, a predicted model, not a curated record
GCGGAGCCAGCGCGGCGGCGGCCGGCAGCGGGGAGCCGGGAGCCGGCGGUGGCAGCACCAUGGGGGCCUGUCUCGGCGUCUGCUCCCUGCUGAGCUGCGUGUCCUGUCUCUGUGGCUCUGCACCAUGUCUGCUCUGUGGCUGUUGCCCUUCAGCCAAGAACUCCACCAUCUCCCGCCUCCUCUUCACCUUCUUCCUCUUCCUCGGCACUCUCGUGUCCAUCAUUAUGAUAAUCCCUGGUGUGGAGAAGGAGCUGCACAAGCUCCCUGGUUUCUGUGAAGGCAGUGUGUCAGUCCUGGGUGUCCAGACCCACGUUGACUGCAGCAGCUUCCUGGGCCACAAGGCUGUGUACCGCAUGGGCUUCGCCAUGGCCGCCUUCUUCUUCCUCUUCGCUGUGCUCAUGCUGUGUGUGCGCAGCAGCAGGGACCCGCGCGCUGCUGUGCAGAACGGCUUCUGGUUCUUCAAGUUCCUAGCGCUGGUGGGGAUCACAGUGGGAGCCUUCUACAUCCCCGAUGGUGCCUUCACCUCAGUCUGGUUUUACUUUGGUGUGGUCGGCUCCUUCCUCUUCAUCCUCAUCCAGCUCAUCCUCCUCAUUGACUUUGCCCACUCCUGGAGCCAGCUGUGGCUGCGCAACGCCAGCGAGAGCCAGGCCAAGGGCUGGUACGCAGCCCUUUGCCUCGUCACCUUUGCCUUCUACGCCGCAUCCAUUGCGGUCAUAGUGCUUCUCUACAUCUACUACACCAAGCCCGAGGGCUGCACGGAGGGCAAAGUGCUCAUCAGCAUCAACCUCAUCCUCUGCCUCGUCCUCUCUGCCGUGUCCAUCCUGCCCAAGAUCCAGGAUGCUCAGCCGCACUCGGGGCUGCUGCAGGCGUCUCUCAUCACCCUCUACACCGUCUACGUCACCUGGUCUGCCCUGGCCAACGUGCCAACCCAGAGCUGUAACCCCACGCUGCUGGUGAGGAACAGCACCAGCUCAGUCACAGCCACCCAACCGCUGACAACCUGGUGGGACGCCCCCAGCAUCGUGGGGCUGAUAAUCUUCAUCUUCUGCACCCUCUUCAUCAGCAUCCGCUCCUCAGACCACCCACAGGUGAACACUCUGCUGCGGACGGAGGAGAGCGCGGGCGGCACGGCCAUGGCGGCUGAGGAGGGCGGCCUGCGCCGGGCCUACGACAACGAGCAGGACGCCGUGGCCUACAACUACACCUUCUUCCACCUCUGCCUCCUCCUCGCUGCCCUCUACAUCAUGAUGACCCUCACCAACUGGUACAGGCCAGACGACAGCUUACAGGUGCUGUCGAGUCCCUGGACAGCCGUGUGGGUGAAGAUCUGCUCCAGCUGGGCUGGGCUCCUGCUCUACCUCUGGACAUUGGUGGCUCCACUGUUGCUGCCAGACCGGGACUUCAGCUGAAGUGGCCUCGGCCAACCUCCUGUCACCUGGGAGCCGUCGUGGCCGUGUCCCCCAAGGCUGGGGACAAAGCCAGCCCUGCCUUUAGCCUCUGUCUCUGCACUCAGGAGCAGCUCAGCUGUGCUGGGUUGUGCCUGCUUGCAGAUCUGCUGUUUUAAUUUGAAAGGGAUGAAGUGCCAAGCAGGGAAAAUCAGCAAGAGCUGAGACAGACUUGAAGAUGUUUUUAAAGCUCUUAUCUCCAGUGUGUGUUUAGUGCCUUUGGUGGUGCCUCCUGCCUCUCUUCUAGUGGACACCACCCUGUUACCUGGGGAGGGUUUGGUUUUCACCAGCUACUAUCUUUUCUCUUUGUGCCUUUUGGAGGGACUCCAGCUGUGUACCAGGACCCAGGACCUGGCUGGUGUUUCUCCUCAGCCUGGAGAAAAAUGAAUCUCAGGGCUUUGUGGGCUGGAGGCAGAUGUCCCAGUGCCUCCUCACAGCCUUGGUGGUGGCCCCAGCUCCUCUAGUGCCCUGCUCAGCCAUCCCCACAGGAGGAUGGGUCCUUGGUCCUUAGCAGAGCCCAGAUUGGGUUUCCCACAGGCUUUGCUGGCCUGGCCCCAGCACCUCACCUC